Nymphaea colorata (pocket water lily) is the source of this 1740-nucleotide messenger RNA. RefSeq names its product protein MULTIPLE CHLOROPLAST DIVISION SITE 1. The transcript is spliced from 6 exons. NCBI's taxonomy places the organism in Eukaryota, Viridiplantae, Streptophyta, Magnoliopsida, Nymphaeales, Nymphaeaceae. Bases 198 to 1259 code for a protein of 353 amino acids. The record is from RefSeq and is a predicted model, not a curated record. Gene Ontology annotation, cellular component: chloroplast inner membrane; chloroplast. Gene Ontology annotation, biological process: chloroplast fission.
GGGAAGAUUAUUUGGCGUUGAUCUUUACGUACACUUCUGGGUCACCUGGUUUCAAGCUGUAGGCUCCACGGUUGGGACGAGAAGGGGAAGGGUCGAAGCCAGAGUAAGCGCAGCGGAAUGAAGGCAUCCCCAAGAGGAUGAAGAAGACAGAAGAACAAAUUCUCUGGCUGUCGCUCAUUCAAAGAUGAUUUCUGGAGAUGGCGGCCGUUUCCUCUGCAAUCGCUCAUCUUCAUCUCAAAUUUAGCUCACUCUCCGCGCUGUCAUCGAGCUCUUCCGUCAAGGCAUGGGGACUUCGCGUCGAGUGCUCGUCUUCAUCUGGUUGGGGAUUUAGCGGGAAUACAGCGGACUACGGACUGAGGUUUUCGUUGGAUAAUGGUUAUCUGUUACGGCAUUCCAGGCGGAGAGUCCCGGUUAGGGCGUCGCUUGAGUCCUCGAGUUCGGACGACGGGAUCUCUAGUGACCGGCCCGGAAAAUUGGCGGUGGAUUAUUUUCGCGUCGGCAGAUUGCGCGAAACGAUUGGCACGUUGCCGUCGAUUGUCGGGAAGAUGAAAAGCCAGAUAUCUGUGAGUGUCUCAUUAGGUCUUGGCAUCCUUAUUGCGUUUGUGGUGAUUGCAAUAAGAGAGGUUUUUGUUAGACAAUAUAGAUACAACAGUCCUGGAUCUGUUGCAGAUCUUGUAAGACGGGGUCACAUCAAGUCUGAUCGACGGGGCAUUGCGAGGCCUCUCAAAUAUGAUGACCCAUUUGACAACCCAUUGGUCAAAAUUAGCAAGAGUACCUCUACAGUCAAAAUGUGUGGAAAAGUUUAUCGUUUGGCUCCAGUGACUCUUACGGAAGAGCAACAAGCAAUCCAUCAGAAAAGGAGGUUACGUGCUUACCAGUGGAAGCGACCGACUGUUUUCCUUAAAGAAGGAGAAACCAUACCUCCAGAUGUUGACCCUGAUACAGUUCGAUGGAUUCCUGCAAACCAUCCUUUUGCUACCACUGUUAGUGACAUUGAUGAGAGCUUGGCCCAAAAUAAUGUGUACCAAAAGCAUGGUGUUCCUUUCAGAAUCAGGGCGGAACAUGAAGCGUUGCAGAAAAAACUAGAAAUCUUGAAUAAUGAGGGAAAGCUCAACCAAGUCACUGUUGAUCCUAGCAGCAUCAGGAAUCUGGAAAGACCAUUUGAAUCUGUCUCUGCUCAAGAGGCAUCUGAUUCAACUUUUCCUGGCAGUUAUGUUCAAGGGCAGCCUCUAGAUUCUGAAACACCAACUGAAAAAUGAGGGUAUUUUGUGUUGAAGAAUGCAGUGGAUCUCUUUCAGAAAAGGUUCUUCUGUAGAGUUUCACAAGGGCUUCACACUUUUUAAAGUGUUAACAGAGUCUUGACUCUCUCGCACCCUUUGAUGCUGUUCAGGUAGAGAACAUUCAAAAGAAAGAUGCAAGGGGAGAGAUCAAAUCUUGGGGGUCUGAAAUGCGUCAUUGUUAUGAAUUGAUGGCUCUCUCUCAUGAUAUGUCAUAAGAUGCCUUCAGUCAUCCAAAGAUCCCAUUGAGUAGGACGGUAAAGUGGUUCAUGAAUGGUAAUGUUGAUGCCCUGCUUGUCUCUUGUCACGUCAAACCGUUUGAUCGUCCAUAUUCUGGAAAAUUUAUUUCCUGGGCAAGCCAUGUAUCCGUCAGUUAUGAGAACCACUUUUCUUUAUGAGUCAUGAACAUGUUUCAUGUAAACAGCAUCCAUGAAUUUUGAAUCACCUUCUUUAAUCUCACUCA